This is a messenger RNA of Centropristis striata (black sea bass), 5575 nucleotides long. RefSeq names its product neurabin-2-like. The transcript has 15 exons. The record is from RefSeq and is a predicted model, not a curated record. NCBI's taxonomy places the organism in Eukaryota, Metazoa, Chordata, Actinopteri, Perciformes, Serranidae. Gene Ontology annotation, cellular component: postsynaptic density; cytoplasm; actin cytoskeleton. Bases 285 to 2945 code for a protein of 886 amino acids. Gene Ontology annotation, biological process: neuron projection development; actin filament organization; calcium-mediated signaling. Gene Ontology annotation, molecular function: actin filament binding.
AGAGAGAGGGAUGGAGGAAAGAGAUCGGAGGGGGAGGAGGAGGAGGAGGAGGAGGAGAGGGAGGAGCAGAAGGGAGGCUGGCACUCAGUCUGUUGGCUCGCAGGAGGAAUCAGCAGCAGCAGCAGCAGGACAAUGGACUGUCUCAGCCAGGGAUCCUAACGGCACCGGGCUGCUUCUGACAAACUGGAACAUAAGGAGGUGAAAGUCAACCAGCUGCAGGAUGCUGCCGUCCUCCUCCUCCCUGCUGACCUGCUGUUCAUCAGGAGGAAUCUGAUCCACCAAACAUGAUGAAGACUGAACCCCCGACGGCCACGGGGGGCAACGGGACCUCCGGGGGCAGCAGCGGGAGCUCAAACCUGCGGAGCCCCUCCCCCCACCGCAACGCCUACGAGGCGGGGCUGGCGGCACUCAAGAAGGCCACCGACCACCUCAACAACGCCGCCAACGGAGGCGCCGGGCCCGGCUCCAAGCCCGCUCCUCUGCCUCGCCCCACCGGGAGGGGCCGCAAAUAUGGAUCCAACGUCCAUCGCAUCAAGAACAUGUUCAUGCAGAUGCAGUCUCCUGGAGACGAGGAGGAGGGAGCCAAGAUGAUUGGUGUAGAUCAGGGGGUGAAGCUGUCUCUACCGAGGGCCUCCAGCCUGAACGAGAACGUGGACCACAGCGCUCUGCUCAAACUGGGAGCCGUGGUCUCAGAGAGGGUGAACCGCUUCGACUCUAAACCAGGAGGAGACGCUGGAGGCUUCUCCAAACUCCAGGAGACCAGGAGGAUCUUCGAGCAGCGGACUCUACAGGAGAAGCAAGCUGCCACCAACCGGAUCCUGCUGAAGAAGGAGCGGGCGUCAGGCUUCCAGGACAGCCGUCUAGAUGUCGUGGCUCGCUUUAACGGCUCCACCGAGGCUUUGGACCGGCUGGACGACCCGCCGGCUCCCGCUCCAGUCCCCCUUCCCGCCCCCGCUACUCUUCCUGCUGCCGCGGCGUCCGUCGGGCCCGGUGACGCCGUCAGUCCCACCGUGAGCCAGCUCAGCGCCGUGUUCGAGAAGACCGACCAGAAAAACAACCUCUACCUCCCCCAGCGCCGGUCAGGCCCCGCCCUGGCUCCAAAGCCAAAACCUCCAGCCAGGACGGAGGCUACCGGGAGGAAGGGGAAGGUGCUCCCUCCAGGUAAGGAGGACCAGGAGAAGAUGGCAGCAGGAGGUGUGAGCAGCCAGGCAGAAGAUCUACCAGACGAGACAGAUUUUGUACAGAGAAGCAGCGGAGAAGCAGCGACCGGCGAGAAGGAAGAGUUUGGACAGUCAGGAGAGCAGCUCCCUAACUCCUCCCACUCCUCUUCGUCCUCAGUGACCGUCACUUCCUCCUCUUCCUCCUCCGACGUCAAACCGGACUCGGAGGCCCAACCCACAGCCACCGAAGCCAAAGGCUCCAGUACAGUAGAACAGGAGUGGCAAUCUGACGAAAAAGACGGCUCCUCGGCCGGGUCGGAGGCCCGAGGCAGGCUGGUGCAGGCCGAUGUUCACGCCUCGCUUGAAAAUGGAGAAAAGGAGCCUUCAGGUUCCUCUCCCUCCUCGGAGGAGAGAGAGGAGGACUCCUCUGAGAGGAGGGGGGAGGAAGAGGAGGAUAACGAUGACGACGGCUCGAGGAAGGAGGAUUACUCCGAGGGGGAUCUGGUGGAUAUCAGUGCGUACAGCGGGCUCGGGGAGGAGGACUCAGGGGGCAGCCAGCUGGAUGAUGAGGAGGAUGAGGAGGAGGAGGAAGAGGAGGAGGAGGAGGUGUAUCAGCCAGAGACCAGCUGCUCCGAGAUCCCCGGUCUCCCUGAGGAAGAGGAGCCUCCACCGCCCAGCAGGAAGAUCCAGUUCAGCACUGGGCCCAUCAAGGUGUUCACCACCUAUUCCAACGAGGACUACGACCGGCGUAAUGACGACGUUGACCCCAUGGCGGCCUCGGCUGAGUACGAGCUGGAGAAAAGAGUGGAGAAGCUGGAUCUGUUUCCUGUAGAGCUGGAGAAAGACAGUGAUGGUCUGGGGAUCAGUAUCAUCGGGAUGGGUGCAGGAGCUGAUAUGGGUCUGGAGAAACUGGGAAUCUUUGUGAAGACGGUCACCGACGGAGGAGCUGCACAGAGAGACGGCAGGAUCCAGGUCAACGAUCUGAUCGUGGAGGUUGAUGGGACCAGCCUGGUCGGGGUCACUCAGAGCCUCGCCGCCUCCGUCCUCCGUAACACCUGUGGUACCGUCAGCUUUGUGAUUGGUCGAGAGAAGCCGGGGGAGCAGAGUGAAGUGGCUCAGCUGAUCCAGCAGACUCUGGAGCAGGAGAGAUGGCAGAGAGAGAUGAUGGAGCAGAGAUACAAGCAGUACAUGGACGAUGAUGAGGAGACAGGUGAAUAUGCGACAGACGAGGAAGAGGAGAUGAGUCCGGUGUUCCCAAACUCCAUCGAGGUUUUCGAUUUGGCCGAGAACCAGGACAUGUUGUCUCCUGUGGAGCUGGACCCCGAGAAGCUGGCCCACAAGUUCAAGGAGCUGCAGAUCAAGCAUGCAGUGACCCAGGCAGAGAUCCAGCUGCUGAAGAGGAAGCUGGCUCACGCCGAGCAGGAUAAGUUGCGUUGGCGGAUGGAGCGUGCUCAGUUGGAGCAAAACAUCCGGGACAGCAAAGAGAGGAUGGAGAAACUGGAAGGUUACUGGAUGGAGGCGCAGUCCUUGUGUAAGGCGGUGGAUGAACACCUGAAGGAAACCCAGGCUCAGUACCAAACCCUCGAGAGGAAAUACAGCAAAGCCAAGAGGCUGAUCAAAGAGUACCAGCAGAAGGAGAUCGAGUAUCUGAAGAAGGAGACGGCUCAGCGCCGAGCUCAAGAAGAGAGCGAGGCAACACAUAAAGAGGAGGCGGACAACCUGCAGGAAAAAAUUACAGACUUGGAGACCAAAGUGGACGCCCUGAAGACCCCCAACCCCUCCUAGACUGCUGCUACUCCUUACCUCCUGUCUGAGACUGGAAGAGGAAGAGGAGGAGCUCUGCCUUCAUCCUGACCUGUUGGGCUCUAUUUUAUUCCAAUCAACCAUUUACUGCACGGACAGGUAGUGGGAGGGGGGGGACAUUUCUAAAAGAGAGGGCGACAUUCAAAGAGAAGAAGAAGAAACCUCUCAUGUGACAUCAGCAGCUUAGAGCUCAGUCUGCCUGCUCCCUCUGUAAUACCCACAAUCCUCCUUGUGUGUCUUCCUGGCAACCGGCUUGGCAAUCAACACGGAAACCACAUUCAACAACCUGUGCUUUAUUUAUGGAUGAUCGGUGUUGACUUCUCCUCUCUUCAAUAACAGUAUCUUACCCAGAUUUCUUUUCAAAAAAGCGCUUUUAUUGAACAGGCUUGUCACAAAGUGCUUUAUAGAGCGACAGAGGGCAUAAACGCAGAAUAAACCAGAACAAGAAAAGGUCAAUCAAUUGGUCAACCAUUUGAUUGUUGUGAUGCUACUUUUGAAUUCGGUGGUUGCUGAACCGUUUCUUUUUUUUUUUUGGUUUGUUUUGGACUGGAUUCUAAUGAAGAGGACACAUUUUUCACAUGUCACAUGAUCAUUCGAAUCCAAAACAAGACGGAGAAAUGGCCAUUUUUAAAAGACAGAACACAAACUUUGAAAGGAAAUAGCCACCAAGUGAAAGUUAACUAAUAAACACAAUGGCCGACAAAUUUACGAUUAGCGACAAAAACUGUGAAAUAUCUGUGGAUCACCCACCCUAGCCUUUCUCUUUUCUAGCGUAACUCUCUGCAAGCGAUGGAAGGAAUCAGGCAGAGGCUCUUCAGGUCUGUGCUGUGGUGGCAUACUGUUUGUAUAUAUUCUAUACAUGUAUUUAAAAGUGUUUAAAUGGCUUAAGCAAUUAAGUGGGUCUGAUAUCAAAGUGUAACGGUGUGUUCAGACCGGACGCGUAGCGAAUUUUCGCGUCGCGUUACUAGUUGAAUUUACUCGCGUCACUCGCGCGAGUAAAUAACUUGCGAAUUUAAGAUAAAUAUGCCGGCCGGCGAAGUCUGCUAAUGCUAAUGCUAACUUUGUAGAGAAGUAGCUACAACAGAUAGCUGAAAUCACAUUGUCACAACCUCCAUUUUUCCGGAAUAGGCGGGUUCCUGGGAUGCAUGACGUCACUGUCGUCCAGAAUCUCAACGCUGAUAGGCUGUCCCGACACAGCGUCACGCGAAUAUUUCGCCAAAGUUGAAUUUAUUGAACUCACGCGAAUUCGCGUUGUUUCAUUCGCGCAGCGACAUCCACGUGAAUCGCGGCAUUCGCGUCGCGCGAAACCCGCGAUUCGCGCCGCCGGCAAAAAUUUACGUCUAUUCGCGUGUUUGCAUUGACUUUGUAUGUAAUCUUGUCGCGCGAAAUAUUCGCUACGCGUCCGGUCUGAACACACCGUAAGGCAGCGCAAUGAGCCGAACGACUACGAAUUGGUUCAGUAGUCCAGAUUCAGUCUAUUUCAUCUCUUUUCUAUCAACAUCAAUGGCAAACAGGGUGUGAAUAGUCUCAUGUGCUUCUAGAGCUUCUAAUGGUGUAUAUUUGUUGGUGUUUACUACAGUAUCUGUGGGUUUACAUGCACACCAACAUCCUGGUUUUCAGGAUAAUCAUGGAUUAAAUUCUCCAGAGUCACACAAAAAGAAGUAAAUAUGCCAUCUUUUUGAAUAUUCUUGCACUUAUGCAUAAUUUAAUGAGCCAGGGCUUCAUGAGAAAAUUCAGUUAAAGUGGCUGUACACGGAAUUCAGCAGUAAAUUACUAAUACCAUACUGUGAAAUUACUCCACGACAAGUAAAGUCCUGCAUUCAAAACUUUACUUUCAAAAGUAAAAGUACUCGUUAUGGAGAAUGGACCCACUGUUAUACAUAUUCUAAAUAUAAUAUUGGAUUAUUAUUGGAGUAUUGAUGCUGAUUUAUGUAAGCAGCAUUUUAAUUUUAUAAGGUUUGGGCUAAUUAAAUACUUAAUAUACUGUUAAAAUAUUAAAAACAAUUUUAUAUGUUUCAUGGUUUUUUUUGCUAAAUGCUAAAUCUCGACCUGAAAAGUAACUACAGCUGUCAGCUAAAUGUAGUGGAGGAUAAAGUACAAUAUUUUGAAGCAAAUAUUGUAAAGUAGAAGUAUAAAGUUACAUAACAUAGAAGUAGUACAAGUAAAGUACAGGUAACUCAAAAUUGUACUUAAGUACAGUAAUUGAGUAAAUGUACUUUGUUACUUUCCAACAGUGGAAUCCAGAGCUCUCAACAUGGCGUUAGCAUAGCCUGCAGCUAUGCUAACGGUGCUAACGCUGCAGCUAACGGUGUAGCCUACAAUUUGUUGUUGCAUGUAGUCAACAAAGAACAGGAUUAACCCUUUGAUGCACAACAUAUUGACCCCUUCUAAUGCACAACAUGGGUCAAAAAUGACCCGCCUUCAUUUCCCAUGUUAUAUAAUUCUUGCUGAGUGUUUCUGUGCUCUAUCUUUUGAUAUCAACUUAUUUUAUGAUUGGAUAUUCCAAGAAUUCUUUAAAUAUCUUGUUAUUGAUAACGAAAGAUUAUUAUUUCCAUUUUGCCUCUCAUACUUCAUGAAGAAAAAACGUUUUUGUAUGAUUACAUAGCUAACUA